UCCCUACUUGCGUUGGGCAUUACUUUACCUCACCGCUCACUUCACACACAAACACACACACACACACAGACCAGCCUGGACACACACAGACUUCCACCCAACACACAUUGACCGGCUCGGAUCCACGUGAAGGCAGGGAUACGACUGGAUUAUAGCUCUGAUCAUUUCAUCCCACGCUCCAUAGCCCACCUGUCCAGCUGUUUCACUGUGAGGAUCCGCCAGCUGUGAAACACCUGUCCCAUCAGCGCUCCAUCUCAUCUACCCAGCGCCUUCUUUUACAAUUCUUUCUUUCUCUCUCUUUCUAUCAUAGCUCCUCUCCUCCUUUCCUCUGCUGUACAUUCUCUCUCGCUCUCUCGCUCUCUCUCGCUCUCUCUUUUUUUUUCUCUCUCUCUCUCUCUGCUUUUUUUUUUGUCCCGCUCGGCCCAUGACCACAGUGCUGCCUCCAUGGCUUUCUCAUCCCGCUUUUCAUUCUGGGAAAAAAAGGUUAAAGACGAAAACACGCCAAGCCCCAAAAACCCAAGUUCAGACAGUGAGUGCAGCAUGAGUGCUCAGUCUCCCGCUGUGGUGGACGGAGCGGGUGGUGGAGCUUGUCGUGAUCCACCAGCCUCUCGCAGGGUUUCCGAUCCUCCUGCAGAGCCGAGAAGCAAUAGCAGCAUCAGUGGCCCAAGCCAAGCACGCAGGGUGGUGAGUAGGGUCAAAGAGGAACCGCCACCUACCCCUGUGCCCAACAAACCUGCCUCUACUUCCACCUCGGUGCCCAAAUCCAGUAAACCCCCUACUGUAGCUUCUCAUGAUGAUGAUAUCUCUAUGGGGCUCACCAGUCUUAUGGGGCGUGGGAGGACCAGAGAGCACCGUGCUCGGUCAAGAGCUGGAAAGGAGGCUAAAGAGAGUGACGGAAGUCCAAAACCAGCGGAGGAGACAAAACAAGAAGCCCCUGAUAACACAUCCUCUCCUCCUUGUAUUGUGACUAAAUCCGACACCACUCCUACUGUGGCCUGUGGUUCUGCCCCUAAACCAGAUCCUGUCAACUCAUCCACUGAGUCUGUCCCUAAAGCUAAACCAGACCCAUUAGCUCCACCUCCUGGUUUUAUCCCAGCCCCUAAACCCAACCCGCUUGCCCCACCUUCUGGCUUCAGCCCACCUCCUAAGCCAGACCCCCUAGCACCACCUGUUGGGUUUGUGCCUGCCCUGAAGCGAGACCCUUUUGCCCCCGUGUCAGGGUUUAUCCCCAGGGCCAAAGUGGAUCCUCUGGCACCCCCUGCAGGUUUUAUUCCUGUUCAGCGACCUGCUGCGGUCCGGAAACCUGAGGUAAAAGGAGCAUCUCGGUCUCCUGCACCAGCUGGGAAGCCUAUCUCUGGGGCCACUGCUGUCGGCCAACAGCUGCAGAAAUCUCUGCUGGUCCCCACCGAGGAGAAUCACAAGCGUCUGGAGAAGGUCCUCACUGUGGACAAACCCGAAGACCCCGUGGCUGUCCUGCAGGUGGCCCACGCCGCUUCUCUACCGCCCAAGGUGAAGACCGAGGAGCAGAUCGCUGCAGAACGAGCCUGGUUCGGCACAGAGAAAGUAUGGCUGGUUCACAAAGACGGCUUUUCUUUAGCGACCCGGCUGAAGUCAGAGGACGGAAGCGUUCCAGAGGGGAAAGUGAAGAUCCGACUGGAACACGAUGGGACGAUUCUGGAUGUGGACGAGGACGAUGUUGAAAAGGCGAACCCUCCGUCGUCUGACCGCGUGGAGGAUCUGUCUUCGCUGCUCUACCUGAACGAGUCCAGCAUCAUGCACUCGCUGCGACAGCGCUACGGAGGAAACCUCAUCCACACGUACGCCGGGCCGAACAUAGUGGUCAUCAACCCCGUCAGUGCGCCGUCCAUUUACUCGGAGAAGGUGAUGCACAUGUUUAAAGGCUGCCGCAAAGAAGACACGGCCCCUCAUAUUUACGGCGUGGCCCAGGCUGCGUACCGGAAACUUCUGACAACUCGCCAGGACCAGUCCAUCGUACUGCUGGGUAAAAGCGGCAGUGGAAAAACCACCAACUGCCAACACCUGGUACAAUACCUGGUGACCAUCGCAGGCAGCAACAGCAAGGUGUACUCAGCUGAGAAGUGGCAGGCUGUCUACACCAUCCUCGAGGCGUUUGGGAACUGUAGUACCUCCAUGAACGGGAACGCCAGCCGCUUCUCCCACAUCGUCUCUCUGGACUUUGACCAGGCCGGCCAGGUGGCUUCCGCUUCAACCCAGACCAUGUUGCUGGAGAAGUCGAGAGUGACGCGGUUCCCGGACGCUGAAUCCACAUUCAACGUUUUCUAUUACGUGAUGGCAGGAGCUGACAGUUCUCUCAAAACCGAGCUGCACUUCAACCACUUUGCAGAGAACAGUGCCUUCGGGAUCCUGCCUCACUCCAAGCCUGAAGAGAAACAAAAGGCCGCUCAGCAGUUCGCUAAACUCCAGGCUGCAAUGAAGGUGUUGAGCAUUUCUGCAGAAGAACAGAGAACCUUCUGGCUGCUCCUGGGCACCAUCUACCAUCUAGGAGCCGCAGGAGCCACCAAAGAGUCAGAUGAAGCCGGCCGCAAGCAGUUUGCCAGACACGAAUGGGCUCAGAAAGCGGCGUAUCUCCUGGGCUGCACUCUGGAAGAGCUCUCGUCGUCCAUCUUCAGACCCCAGGCCAAGGGAACGCUGCCACGAACCUCCAGCAUCCGCCAGGGGGCCGAGGACUCCGGAGAUAGCUCAGGUUCAAAGGCCACGGCAAUGGAGUGUUUGGAGGCCAUGGCUACCAGUUUAUACUCGGAGAUCUUCACCCUCCUGAUCUCCCUCAUCAACAGAGCUCUGAAGUCCACGCAGAAGCACUCGUUGUGUUCCGUGCUGAUCGUAGACACUCCAGGCUCCCAGAAUCCUCGGCAGGCCAAGAGCGAGAGAGGUGCUACCUUCGAGGAGCUCUGUCACAACUACGCUCAAGAGCGACUGCAGGCACUAUUCCACGAGCGCACAUUUGUGCAAGAGCUGGAUCGCUACAAGGAGGAAAACAUCGAGCUGGCGUUAGACGACAUGGAGCCGAGUCCGUCGCUGUCCGUCGCCGCUGUAGACCAGGCGUCCACUCAGGCCUUGGUGAGGACGCCAUCAAGGACAGAUGAAGCGAGGGGGCUGUUCUGGCUGAUGGAAGAGGAGACGCUGCACCCAUCGGGAUCAGAGGACACACUACUGGAGAGACUCUUUAGCUACUACGGCCCUGCAGAAGGAGAGAGCAAAGGCCACACGCUGCUGCUGAAAAGCGAGCGGCCGCAUCACUUCCUGCUCGCCCACAGCCAUGGCACAGACUGGGUGGAGUACGACGCCCGCGGUUGGCUGAACCAGGCCAAGCAAAACCCCGCCUGCCAGAAUGCAGUGAACCUCCUACAGAAUUCACAAAAGAAGAACAUCAGUGCCUUGUUUAUGGGCCGCUCGAGCAGCGCGACGGUGCUGUCCGGCUCCAUCGCCGGGCUGGAGGGCGGCUCUCGGCUCGCUCUGCGCCGUGCCACCAGCAUGAGGAAGACCUUCACCACCGGCAUGGCUGGCGUGAAGAAGAAAUCCCUCUGCAUCCAGAUCAAGCUCCAAGUGGAUGCACUGCUGGACACGGUCAGGAGGUCGAGGGUUCACUUUGUGCACUGCCUGCUGCCUAAGACAGAUGCUUUACGGAGCUCCGGCUCUGCCGAGCUCCAGGGUGAGAGCUGUGAUCCAGGCCUCAUGCAGCUGGACGUGUCCUUACUGAGAGCUCAGGUCCGGGGCUCGAAACUGCUGGACGCUCUCCGCAUCUACAGACAAGGUUAUCCAGACCACAUGGUGUUCUCCGAGUUCCGGCGUCGCUUCGACGUCCUGGCUCCACACCUGACCAAAAAGCUUGGCCGUAACUACAUCGUAAAGGAUGAGAAAAGGGCCGUCGAGGAGCUGCUGGAGAGUCUGGACCUGGAGAAGAGCGGCUAUCACAUGGGCUUGAGCAGGGUGUUUUUCCGAGCGGGAACUUUGGCUAAAUUAGAGGAGCAGAGAGAUGAGCAGACCAAACGCAACAUCACGUUGUUCCAGGCUACGUGCCGGGGUUACCUGUCCCGCCAGGCCUUCAAGAAGAGGAAGGUCCAGGACCUAGCGAUCCGUUGCAUCCAAAAGAACAUCCAGAAGAACCGGGGUGUGAAGCACUGGCCCUGGUGGAAGCUCUUCACCAACGUGCGUCCUCUCAUCGAGGUCCAGCUCAGCGAGGACCAGAUCCGAGGAAAAGAUGAGGAGAUCCAGCAACUGAAAGCGAAGCUUGAGAAGGUGGAGAAGGAGAGGAACGAGCUCCGGCUGAACACGGAUCGGCUGGAGAGCAAAAUCACAGAGCUGUCCACGGAGCUCUCGGAUGAGAGGAACACCAGCGAGUCGGCGUCCCAGCUGUUAGAGACGGAGACGGCAGAAAGGCUGCGUCUGGAGAAGGAAAUGAAGGAGCAGCAGACAAAGUUUGAGGAAAUGAAAAAGCAGAUGGGAAGCAUGGAGGUGGAGGUGAUGGAGGCGCGGCUCCUCAGAGCGACGGAGCUUAACGGAGAGAUGGACGACGACGAUAUCACUGGUGGCGAGUGGAAGCUGAAGUACGACCGAGCUGUCCGAGAAAUAGACUUCACCAAGAAGAAAUUACAGCAGGAGUUUGAAGACAAGUUUGAGGCAGAGCAGCAGAACAAGAGGCAUUUGGAGAGAAAGUUCGCCGACCUGCAGGCGGAUCAGGAGGAGACUCAGCGCUCUCUACAGCAGGCGAAGAAGAAAUGCCAGAGAUUAGUGGCCGAGCUCCAGGACACCAAACUGCACCUGGAGAACCAGCAGAGCCGCAACCACGAGCUGGAGAAGAAGCAGAGGAAGUUUGAUAUGGAGCAGAACCAGACUCAGGAUGAGGUGCAGAGAGAGCGGGCACAGCGGGAGAAACUGGGCAGAGAAAAGGAUGUGCUGACUGGAGAAGUGUUUACAAUCAGACAGCAACUGCAGGACAAGGAGCUGGAGCUGUGUGGGAUGAAGGUAAAGCUGGAGCAGCUGGAGGCCGAGCUACAGGAUCUCUCCUCUCAGGAGUCGAAGGACGAGGCAUCGCUGGCCAAGCUGAAAAAGCAGCUACGUGACCUUGAGGCAAAGGUCAAAGAUCAGGAAGAGGAGCUGGAUGAACAGGCUGGAACCAUCCAGAUGCUGGAGCAGGCUAAGCUGCGUCUGGAGAUGGAGAUGGAGAGGCAGCGGCAAAUGCAUUCAAAGGAGCUUGAGAGCAAAGAUGAAGAGGUAGAGGAGAUCAGACAGUCAUGUAGUAAGAAGCUGAAACAGCUGGAAAUGCAGUUGGAGGAGGAGUAUGAUGAUAAGCAGAAGGUUGUGAGAGAGCGGAGAGAGCUGGAGAGCAAACUGCUGAACGCUCAGGACCAGGUGAGCCACAGGGACGUGGAACUGGAGAAGCGUCUGAAGAAAGAUCUGAAGCGCACCAAGGCCUUGCUGGUUGAUGCUCAGCUCAUGCUCGAUCACCUGAAGAGCAACGCGCCGAGCAAGAGAGAGAUCUCGCAGCUCAAGAACCAGCUGGAAGAGUCAGAGUUCACCUGUGCUGCAGCUGUGAAAGCUCGCAAGUCCAUGGAGCUGGAGAUCGAGGACCUGCACGUCCAGAUGGAGGACAUCUCCAAGGCCAAGAUGUCUCUGGAGGAACAGAUCAGCAGACUGCAGAGAGAAAAGAACGACCUGCAGUCGCGUCUGGAGGAGGACCAGGAGGACAUGAACGAGCUGAUGAAGAAGCAGAAGGCAGCUGUGGCCCAGUCGAUGAGGGACUUGGCUCAGAUCAGCGACCUGCAGACUCAGCUGGAGGAGGCCGCAAAGGAGAAGCAGGAGAUUCAAGAUAAGCUCCAGUCAGUGCAGAGCCAGCUGGAGUUCCAGGAGCAGUCAAUGGUGGAGAAGUCUCUGGUCAGCAGGCAGGAAGCCAAGAUUCGCGAGCUGGAGACCAAGCUGGAGUUCGAGCGCUCCCAGAUCAAACGCCUGGAGGCCCUGGUGACGCGGCUGAAGGAGAACAUCGAGAAGAUGACCGAGGAGAGGGACCAGCGCUCGGCUGGCGAGAACCGUGAGAAAGAGCAGAACAAGCGCAUGCAGCGGCAGAUCCGCGACAUCAAGGAGGAGAUGACCGAGCUGGCCAAAAAGGAGGCUGAGGCCAGCCGCAAAAAGCACGAACUGGAAAUGGACAUCGAGAGCCUGGAAGCAGCCAAUCAGAGCCUGCAGGCGGACCUCAAGCUGGCCUUUAAGAGGAUCGGCGAUCUACAAGCAGCCAUCGAGGACGAGAUGGAGAGCGACGACAAUGAUGACCUCAUCAAUAGUUUGCAAGACAUGGUGACAAAGUAUCAGAAAAGGAAGAACAAAAACGGAGAGGACUCCGAUGUGGACUCUGAAGUGGAGGACCGCGUGGACGGGGUGAAGUCCUGGUUCUCAAAAAAUAAGGGCUCCGCCAAGACCCUAUCGGACGAUGGCGACUUAAAGGCCCCAAGCCUCAAAUAUCCUAAUGCAGCCAAUGCUGACGUAAAAGACAUAAAAGAAGGGAAGGAAGGUAAAGAAGGUCAGGAUGUGAAAGAAGGGUGUAAAGAUGCUGAGCUUAGUAGAUCGGUGUCAGUGAUGAGCUCGCUUAGCUACAGGAAGCGUUCCAACCUGAAGGACUCCAUUGGAGGCACUGGGGACGAGAGCUCCCUUUUCAGUACCCUAAAAGAGCAACCAGACACCCCGGACCGCUCGUCACUCCGCAAAGCUAAGAACAAGUCCAAUGAGAAAGCCGGAGAUGAUCUAGAUGACCGGGGCUCUGUCAUCUCUCAAGCUUACUCUGAAGCCACCAGCAGAGCCAGGAAAGGUCUGGAACGGCGGUGGACCAAGAGCAGCCCAGACAUCGACAAGGAGUCUGUCGUGUCUUCGGUGGCACCUAGCAGAACUUCCUUGCGCCGUGGCCUGGACAAUGAUGCUAGGUCCACAGUAAGUGGCUACAGUGUGCGCCGAAACACGUCAUGGAUGGACGAUAGCCGAAGCGACUGCGGGUCUGCAGUGAGUCCAGGCUUAAGUCGCCGUUCAGGAGGACGAAGCCCUGGGAGCAUCAGCCUCAGCUCCCGGACCUCGUUGGCACGCAGCAGCCGGCUUAGCGAAUUCGGCGUUAACCUGGCAGCCAACGAUGAUGCUAUGAGCGUGGCCUUUAGUGAAGGUGGAAUCUCAUCCUAUAGUACUCGCUCUCUAGCCCGAAGCCUUUCCAGCCCGGCCCAGAGCCGCUCCACCGGGGGUGAAGCACUCGCUGACACAGAUGCCAAACCAGUCAGCCACCGCAACUACCUGGACCCCGAUUUGGAAAAAGCCAUCAAUGAAGUUCUCAGCUUUAAGCCCAUUAAGUUCAAGCGCCGCAGUCUGGAGGACACUGAUGAAGAGAAGGGAGGAGCAGGAGAAGAGGAGGAUGACCGGAAGAGCAUACGCAGUGUGAAGAGCUCCCUGCAAUAUGAUGAUGAUGAUGAUGAUGAUGAUAUUGAUCUGCACCGAAGCACAUCUAGACUUCAGCGUUCGGCUUCUGGGUCAGCACUGGACUAUACCCGCUCCUCCAGCAGUUUCAGCUCUCGCAGCAGAAGCAGCAGCCGCAAAGCCAAGAAGAAGAAGAAUCGAGACUCUGAAUCAGAGAGCUCGUCGGCUGACGAACGCAAAAAGGGCUCCAAGAAGAAAGGGAAAAAAGGGUCCAGGAAAGGAAAGAAGAAGGAAAGCAAGCCAGAGUCGUCUGAAUCGGACUCAUCCGAAUCGUCCGACUCGUCUUCCAGCUCCUGUUCUGCCGUGUCCUAUCGGAGUUCCAACAGCAUAAAGAAGGGCCCGGGGCGAGGUGCAAAAGGAUCUGAUGAGGAAGCAGGGCUGGAUGGUCUUGCAGAAGACAGACCACCGAGCAAGAAAGAAGAGAGGAAGAAGAAAAAGAAAAUGGACAACCUGGUGAUGAAGUAUCUUUACAAGCCUGAUAGUGAUUAAAUCCGGAGGUGCAGCAGCUCCUCUUCCUUGAGGAGAAACCUGAGCCGGACCGAUGAAGAGAUCGGUGAGGAGGAGAAAGAUCUCCAGCAGAGCAUCGUUGCCGAUGGAGACGGCGAAACCAGACUUUCAGAGACCACAGCGUAGAUCCGAACCAUC
Messenger RNA from Ictalurus punctatus (channel catfish), 8130 nucleotides. RefSeq names its product myosin XVIIIAa (gene myo18aa). The record is from RefSeq and is a predicted model, not a curated record. Lineage: Eukaryota; Metazoa; Chordata; Actinopteri; Siluriformes; Ictaluridae. Bases 445 to 7974 code for a protein of 2509 amino acids. Gene Ontology annotation, molecular function: ATP binding; protein binding; cytoskeletal motor activity. Gene Ontology annotation, cellular component: myosin complex. The transcript is spliced from 48 exons.